GAGCGCAGAUGUCAAGUAAGUAAAAGGAGAACUCCAGUGAACAUUUACCCAAAAGACUACUACUUGUACCAAAAACACCCAAAGUACAAGAAGCGCAUCACGGAGCAUAACAACCGAACCGUGCCAAGGUAUCCUGGGGGAAGUCGUUAUCGCGCGAUCUGGACCACGCUGUUCGUACGCGCCGACACACAUCUAAGCCAUUGGGAAGACCCUGUAACGAAGCACACUCUCUCUAAUGACGUUCCGCGAUACUUCGGACCCGUCAUGCUACAUGUGUAAUAAUACAACAACACUGAGUGAAGAUUUUCAUAGCUUAAUAGUCCCCCGCCCACGCUUAAGAAUAUCCUGAGUAUUCGCCAUGCUCUUCCGAAAUUGACGCCUGUAUACUACAUUGAUUGUUCCUCUAUUGUUGGAUUUACAAAUUACGCAUUCAUCACAUAUUUUCUCGGUCUUCCCAACAAGUGUAAAAUUUGUAUACCUAUACCUUCUUUUGAAAAAUAAAUAUUGUUGGGUACUAUAACGAGUACGAGGUCGAAAAUUGAUCGUCUCGUAAACAUGGUUGGACAUGGUGAAUCAUUUAACAAGAAUGAGUUUUACAAAUACCUGAAUUGGAA
Amoebophrya sp. A25 is the source of this 614-nucleotide messenger RNA. The record is from the annotation of a GenBank genome assembly. NCBI's taxonomy places the organism in Eukaryota, Dinophyceae, Syndiniales, Amoebophryaceae.